CAGGGUAAAAAGGAUGGCAGGGGGUUGUCAGGAGGCCAGGAAGGUGGAUGGGUGGCUCACUGGUGGUAGGAGGCAGGGUCCCUGGGGCUUGCUGGGCCUGACUGGACAGUGGUCCGCUGCUGGUGGUGCUGAACCUGGGAGGCCCCCAGAUGGAAGGCAGCUCUGGGGCUGUCACUUCACUCCUGCAGAACGAGGGGCUGUCACUUCACUCCUGCAGAAUGAGGACGAGACACUGGACACAUAGCCUCUGCAGUCAGGGUGCCCCUGGUGAAUGCUACUCUGGGCUGCAGGCCGGGAGCACCAAGGGACACUGUGUGGCCAGAGUUGGCACCAGGAGACUUGGUCUGCCCUACCUCCGCCAGUGACAUGCUUUUUAAGUAGCUGGCUGGCAAAUGCCCUGUGCACAGCAGGGGCUCGGUGAGACUUGUCCAUGGCCCCUUGGAGGCAGGCUCCUGCCAGGCCUGGGAGAAGCCGUGGGCUGCAGGAACCCCUUGGGUUCUCAGGAGCUCGGCCUCCUCUUCUCUGUCCGGCUUCCUGGGGCUGGGCACUCCCCUCCAAGCCUCCCAGUGGGCAUGGGGGACGCCUCUCUGUUGUACCUCUCCGUGCCCACCCAGCUCCUGCCACCUGACGUAGAUUGGAGUUAGAAGGAAACUUGGGGUCAUCUAUUACAGCUCUAAAUCACCUCCUGGACAGGGUGGGGGGAGCCUGGCCCUUGAAAUACAGGCAGGGACAAUAAGCAAACUUCUCCCAAGGUUGCCAGUCCUCUUGAUCCCUCGUAUCCUGGAAGAGAGAGGGGGGAUGCAACCCCGAGCCCACAUGUGAGCCUGAAAGGCAGCUUCAGGAUUUUUGUUCCCAGGCAGGCGGCAGCCACUCUCCAUGUGCACCUGGACCAUGAAAGCCCAGGACUGCAGGAGGGGGUGGAUUUGGCAUGGAGGACACUGCUGGGCAGCACAAGUACCACAGGAACUCUGGAGCUAAGCUGAGCCAAGAUGCCGCCAGAGCCCCUGGAGAGGGCCUGGUUUCUGAAGACUUGGAGUUGGCUGUGAAAAGCCCUUGGGGGGCCCCCCCAACGGCAGGGACGCUCCUGGCUCCUGUGAAGGGGCUCAGGGCCUGGGCAGGCCAGCUGUGCUGCAGCUAUGGACCGUGAGCUGGCCUGGCCUGCGUCCUUGCUGACCCUGCCCAUCUGCAGCUGUGCCCAACAUGGGCUCCUCGGUGUACAUCACGGUGGAGCUGGCCAUUGCCGUGCUGGCCAUCCUGGGCAACGUGCUGGUGUGCUGGGCUGUGUGGCUGAACAGCAAUCUGCAGAACGUCACCAACUACUUUGUGGUAUCCCUGGCGGCAGCCGACAUCGCCGUGGGGGUCCUUGCCAUCCCUUUUGCCAUAACCAUCAGCACGGGGUUCUGUGCCGCCUGCCACAGCUGCCUCUUCUUCGCCUGCUUCGUGCUAGUCCUCACGCAGAGUUCCAUCUUCAGCCUCCUGGCCAUCGCCAUUGACCGCUACAUCGCCAUCCGCAUCCCACUCCGGUACAAUGGCUUGGUGACAGGCACGAGGGCCAAGGGCAUCAUUGCAGUCUGCUGGGUGCUAUCGUUUGCCAUCGGCCUGACUCCCAUGCUAGGCUGGAACAACUGCAGUCAGCAGGAGGGCAGAAACCACUCGCAGGGCUGCAGGGUGGGCCAGGUGGCCUGUCUCUUUGAGGACGUGGUCCCCAUGAACUACAUGGUGUACUACAACUUCUUUGCUUGUGUCCUGGUGCCCCUGCUGCUCAUGCUGGGUGUCUACUUGCGGAUCUUCCUGGCAGCCCGGCGGCAGUUGAAGCAGAUGGAGAGCCAGCCUCUGCCGGGGGAGCGAGCCCGGUCCACGCUGCAGAAGGAGGUCCACGCUGCCAAGUCGCUGGCCAUCAUUGUGGGGCUCUUCGCCCUCUGCUGGCUGCCCCUGCACAUCAUCAACUGCUUCACCUUCUUCUGUCCCAAGUGCAGCCACGCCCCACCCUGGCUCAUGUACCUGACCAUCAUCCUCUCCCACACCAAUUCCGUGGUGAAUCCCUUCAUCUAUGCCUACCGCAUCCGCGAGUUCCGCCAGACCUUCCGCAAGAUCAUUCGCAGCCACAUCCUGAGGCAGCGGGAGCCCUUCAAAGCAGGUGGCACCAGUGCCCGGGCCCUGGCAGCUCACAGUAGCGACGCGGAGCAGAUCAGCCUCCGCCUCAAUGGCCACCCUCCCGGGGUGUGGGCCAACGGCAGUGCCCCCCAGCCUGAGCGGCGACCCAAUGGCUACACCCUGGGGCUGUUGAGUGGAGGGAGUGCCCGUGAGUCCCACCGGGACGUGGGCCUCCCAGACGUGGAGCUCCUCAGACAGGAGCUCAAGGGAGAGCGCCCAGAGUCCCUGGGCCUCGAGGGUCCCCAAGCCCAGGAUGGAGCAGGAGUGUCCUGAUGAACCACUGAGUCUGCCCCUUCCUAAGGGAAGGAAAUCUUUCUCUUCCUGGUUGGUGGAACCAGUCACGUUGAGAGAAGAGUGCAUGUGCCGGAGACCCUUCUCAUGGCCGGUUUCCACUUUGGACUGAGGAGGGAGCCCCGGCUGGAGCAGCAUGAGGCCCAGAAGGAAGGGUUUGGAGUCCGAGGAAGUGGACGUUUCAUGCUGGGAGGCCCUGCAACAGGCCAGAGCCCCAGCACGAGAGCAUCUUGGCUGGCCAGGGCUGGUCCCCAACUCCAGAAGCACCUAGAAGUGCCACCUUGUCUCCGCAGAGCAGCUGUGGCAGAGCAGGUUGGCUGGCCUGAGGCUGGGGAGUGGUUCCAAAAGGCCCCCCUGCCACACACACACCACCCUCCCCAGACUUUCCAAGGAUUCAGGAGCUAUUGUGCUCAGAGGUGGCGUUUGACUAUUUUUUCCAGGAGAAAAUGUAAGUGUGAGGAAACCCUUUUAAUCUUCCCUCCCUGGUUGCUGGCUCUGUUUCAGCCCUGCUGCUAACCUGGCACCAGGAGUUGGCCCAGGGAGACCCAGGCAGCCCUCUCCUGCUGCCAUGAGCUGCCAUGCACGUCUCCUUCGAGGACAGCGAGUUGUAAUGGAGCCGUGCCAGAGCGUGGGCGCAGGGGAGGAUGUCGGGGCUGGCCAGGAUGGGUUAGCCUGGGGAGCUCAGAGCUGCCCAGGUAGAGGCCCUAUCUAACUGCCUUUCCUUCUGAAGGGAAUGUUUUUUUUUUUCUGAGAUACAAUAAAAAUGAGCCAUGUUGUGUUUUAAGCUUGUCCAAUGAGAAUGGUGUCUGAGUUC
This is a messenger RNA of Delphinapterus leucas (beluga whale), 3259 nucleotides long. It is a transcript of the gene ADORA2A, whose product is annotated as adenosine A2a receptor. NCBI's taxonomy places the organism in Eukaryota, Metazoa, Chordata, Mammalia, Artiodactyla, Monodontidae. Gene Ontology annotation, molecular function: G protein-coupled adenosine receptor activity. Gene Ontology annotation, biological process: G protein-coupled adenosine receptor signaling pathway; adenylate cyclase-activating G protein-coupled receptor signaling pathway. Gene Ontology annotation, cellular component: plasma membrane. The record is from RefSeq and is a predicted model, not a curated record.